GCCAAGAUGAACAAGAAAGCCUUAAUCGUGUUGCUGCUAGUGUCCAUGUUGAUGGUGGCCGAAAUGGACGCUUGGUUUAUUAGAUUCCGCCGAAUCCGUAUUCGUCUCCGCCGAAUCUUAGGUGAUGCCUGCAAAAAAACUUGUCCUCGGGCUUGUCCCAAAAUCUUAGGAGAAGCCUGUAAGUUCGGAUGUGGAAAACUUUGUGGGAGAAAGAAACGUAUGGUCCUGGAUCCUAACGUACACAUGACACCAUUGCCAGCAAACAUUGAUUUCUACGACCGCAAUGAGAACAAGGUUAUUGAAAUAGAAGAGUUUGCCGUCGCCUUGGCUCAAAAUGUCAACGAACCUGGUUUACAGGAAGCCUUCAACUUGACGGAUACUAACAGGGAUUACGUACUGUCGGAGGAGGAGUUCCUAACAGCCGAGCACUUGACCCUAGCUGUCUGAGAAGACCUGACAAGUGGUUCCCAUUGAAGAUGGAGACAAAAAGACACCAUUUCUUAUUGACAACACCCGGCC
Messenger RNA from Liolophura sinensis, 519 nucleotides. Its product is annotated as EF-hand calcium-binding domain-containing protein 1-like. The record is from RefSeq and is a predicted model, not a curated record. The transcript has 5 exons. The coding region runs from base 7 to 447 and encodes 146 amino acids. Lineage: Eukaryota; Metazoa; Mollusca; Polyplacophora; Chitonida; Chitonidae.